Molecule: messenger RNA, 243 nt
Organism: Lactuca virosa
Lineage: Eukaryota; Viridiplantae; Streptophyta; Magnoliopsida; Asterales; Asteraceae
Source: the annotation of a GenBank genome assembly
AUGCCAACCCAACGUAGUAACUACACAAACGCAUUCCAUGCCCUCUACAGAAUCACUGCAGAUGAAGGAGUUUUAGCUCUCUGGAAAGGUGUUGGUCCCACUGUGGUUAGGGCAAUGGCAUUGAACAUGGGCAUGCUUGCUUCCUAUGAUCAAAGUGUUGAGUUCUUCAAAGACAAUCUUGGUUUUGUGAAGCAGCUACAAUUGGACAAGUUCUAUAUCAAGGUUCUUUGCUGCUGCAUGUAG